Messenger RNA from Astrephomene gubernaculifera, 1094 nucleotides. The record is from the annotation of a GenBank genome assembly. NCBI's taxonomy places the organism in Eukaryota, Viridiplantae, Chlorophyta, Chlorophyceae, Chlamydomonadales, Astrephomenaceae.
CGGAGGAGGAUCAAGUUUUUCAACCUUACCUUAAGGGAAUAUACAGCUUGUUUUGUGCCUACGUCACAGGUUUCAGACAUUGCUCUUUUUGGCGUUGUGCUCCUUCAAACUUUUACAAUUUAGGUACAGCCAUUAUUAUAAGGAGCUUACAUGGAGGACGACUUGUAUGGCGGGGAUCUCUAUGGAGACGCUGGGGGAGACUAUGAUGGCGGCUUUGGAGAUGAUGACCAGAACGCUGACUACCUGCCAGGCACAUCAGGCCAGGUUCUUCCGUCUAUGGAUCCUCUAGGAGGGAAGGGCGCAAGCAACGCGAAUGCGGCCCCGAUCCCGUCGGCGAGGGACCUCUUCUCUGACCCACCUGCUACCCGGCCGGACGAUGCUCGGGAUGUUAAAGCGCAGCAAGCCCAACAAGCAGCAGCUGAUAGAUGGCGCAGCGCCUUUAAAGAGGUUGCCAGCAUAUGCGGGCUGCACAGUGGGAAUCGUGAUCCGGACGUCCACACCGUCUUGGAGAGCGUACGGCGGAUCAAGGCUUCCGAAGCGAGCGCGCAGGAGGAGCUGCGGAAGCUCCGUCGCCGGGACGCCGCGCUUCAAAUGCAGCUGGCGGACCGAAACCUGGAAGCGCUGGAGCUGCGGCGGGAGCUGGCGGCGGUGUCCGCAGCCGCCGACCCCUCUGUCGUACAACUGAAACAGUUGAUGUUGGAUCCGGCGGUUGCCCGGGAGUUUUCGCGGCUGAAAGGCGAGCUGGAGGCGGCUCAGGCGGAGCUGGCGACUGCGCGGGAAGAGCUCACCGCGGUGACGUUCACUCAGGAGAGCAAAGUGGGGAGGCAGCUGAUGGCCAAGUGCCGCAGCCUGCAGGAGGAGAAUGAGGAGAUGGGUCGCGAGCUGGCGGAGGGCAAGGCGCACCUAGCGGAGGCGGCGGCGGCGCUGGCUCGCAGCCAGGCGGAGGACGUCAAGGCGGCCUUCCAGGAGCUGGAAGACCACUGCCAGGUCAUGGAGGAUGAGGCGGAGGAGCUGCAGCGGGAGGUGUUUGCGCUGCGGGUGCGGGUCACGGAGCUGGAGCGGGAUGCAGGGCUGCCCCUCAGCAUUGGCGCUGG